Perca fluviatilis (European perch) is the source of this 838-nucleotide messenger RNA. RefSeq lists its product as uncharacterized. The coding region runs from base 41 to 724 and encodes 227 amino acids. NCBI's taxonomy places the organism in Eukaryota, Metazoa, Chordata, Actinopteri, Perciformes, Percidae. Gene Ontology annotation, biological process: response to bacterium. The record is from RefSeq and is a predicted model, not a curated record. The transcript has 6 exons.
GCGGUACAAACUAUCUUUGAAGUGAAACGUUGAACACAGAAUGAGGAGCUUCACCUUGAUAACAGCUUUACUUCUCUGCAGCCUCAGCUGGAUCUCUGUCUCAGCUUCUGAGUCUCACACUGUGGAGGUCCAGUCUGGUGGAGACGUCACUCUGAUGUGCUCCAACAUUUCCAGCGUUAUAACUCAGACAGAAUGGUUCAGAGUGAUCAACAGAACCAAGCCCAGCUGUGUCUCCUCUAUGUACGGGUCUGAUGGCAAACCUUCGUUCUGUGAUGGAUUUCAAAAUGGAUUUGAGAUGAGCUCCAACAUCUCUACUGUCUUUCUUAAAAUCAAGAGAGUGGAUUUAUCUGACUCUGGACUGUAUUUCUGUGGAAUUUACAUAGAAGGACAUUCAGUCAUCGCUGGUGCAACACAUUUAAAAGUUCAAACUGACGAAUCAGAUUUUGGAGUGGAUGUAAAGACUGAAGAGGAGUCUGAUGGAAUAAUUGUGAUCCUGGGUGUUCUGACUGUUUUCUUCAUGAUAGCUGUCAUUGUUCUGUCUGUUAAAAACAGGAAACUUCAGAAAGCUGCUAAAGAAGAACUGCAUCCUGAAAGAAACAAGAAUGUGGGCUCUGAUGAUCUGAACUCUGCAGCUCUGAGGUUCCUUCCAAACACAAUAAGGAACAGGAGGCCUGCAUCAGAGAGAGAAGUGGAGACUCAGGUUCUUUAUAGCGCCAGCAGAUAGACACAAGCAGCAAUAGGACUGCAACUCUCAGUGGAACUGAUGCUCUAUAUUCAUCUGCUGCCAGAGUCAAUGGCAACAUUCUUUUAUUAAAUAAAGUUCCUAUACUCAUGGUCA